CAUAUAUUGAUUAACAUCUCACAUAUUUAAUCCGGGGUGCCAGAAAAUCGCAAGUCGCAGUCCAAGGCGACAAAGCGUGUUUCACUCUCCUCACGAUGGCGAACAUCUACAAUAGUCAGUUGGACGCAUACUCGUUGUAUCACAAAAACCAAGAAGCUUCUUCUCCUUCUGCUCUCAAUGGACCUGCACUUCCUGCACUCGGCCAUGCAUUGGCGGGCUCCACUGGGACGGCCAUCUCGAAUCUAGCGAUAUAUCCUCUGGAUCUGGUGAUCACUCGACUCCAAGUUCAACGCUCACUUCGAAAGUCCUCUGCGAGUCAGGACGAAUACAAAGGUGUCAUCGAUGCAUUUGACAAGGUCUAUCACAAUGAAGGAGGGAUCAAGGCAUUCUACAGCGGGGUGGUCCAGGAUACUGGAAAAUCGAUUGCUGAUUCGUUCCUCUUUUUCCUGUUCUACAACUACAUUAGAACGAAUCGUCUUCAGAAGAAAGGCUUGAGUGCGACUACUCUUCCAGUAUUCGAGGAAUUGGCGGUUGGGACAAUAGCCGGAGCUUGUUCGAAGUUCUUCACUACGCCAAUUGCCAAUAUCGUCACACGAAAGCAAAUUGCGACCAUGGUAGCUGCUCGCUCGUCUACAAGUCUUGCAGAACCUAGCGCCCGAGAAAUUGCUGCAGAUAUCCGUAACGAGAAGGGACUUCAAGGCUUCUGGUCUGGGUACUCUGCUUCUCUUAUCCUUACUCUCAACCCUAGCAUCACUUUCUUCCUCUACGAGACCUUCAAGCGAGCAUUCCUUCCCCGUUCCGAGCGAGACAACCCUAGCACUCAUGUCACAUUCAUCAUGGCAGCCAUGAGCAAAGCCAUUGCCUCCACAAUCACCUACCCGUUCUCACUCGCCAAAGCUCGAGCACAAACAUCCUCCAAGCGACCCGUAGAUUCCGAGUCCGCUGAAAUCAUUAUGAAAGAAGCCGAGAACGUCGAAAACCGAUCCGACGUAAAGAAAGUCGGUCAAGACGCGAAGAAGUUUGCCCAGAGCAACACUGUAUUCGACACCAUCCUUAAGAUCUACAGGACAGAAGGAGCCGCGGGUUUGUAUGAAGGAGUUUUUGGCGAGAUAUUGAAGGGAUUCUUCAGCCAUGGAAUUACGAUGAUCAUCAAGGAGACGGUGCACAAGAUGAUUAUUCAGGCUUAUUAUCUGGUGUUGAAGGCGUUGAAUAGGUAUCCGAGUCCGAGUGAGCUGGCGAAACAAGCGGGGCAGUCGGUGCAGGAUGCUGGGGAGAAGGCUGGAGAUCUGGUAAAGGGGGGAUAUAAUAAUGUUACUGAGGCGGUAAGCAAUAUGGUGGGCGGCACGAAGGAAACUGCUGGUGUUGCAGCUGAAAGGGUGGGGGUUAUUGGAAACAACACUACCGAGGCCGCCAAGACGGCGAACGAUUAUGCGAGUAAGGAGGCCGGACAUCUGCUUGGAAAUGCUCAGGAAAUGCUAGGUGGGAAGAUUGAGAGGGUUGGUCAGGGGAUCAAGCCUGAGGAUUAAGUACCCAACAGAAGAUAAUGACGAGAUGAGGAACAAAUUGUAAUGGACUCGCAGCUGCAUGGCGUUUCUUUGAAAAUGCAAAAGCAUAUGGACAAGCAUGGAUUUGGGUUUGGUUGGCUCACAAAAUUGGACAAAUCUGUGUUCAUGGAGUUAUGUAUAUAUAAUCUAGCGCAGCGAGAAGUAAUAAGUCUUGUCUAUCGAAUC
Mollisia scopiformis is the source of this 1730-nucleotide messenger RNA. RefSeq names its product putative peroxisomal adenine nucleotide transporter 1. Bases 96 to 1526 code for a protein of 476 amino acids. The transcript has 2 exons. NCBI's taxonomy places the organism in Eukaryota, Fungi, Ascomycota, Leotiomycetes, Helotiales, Mollisiaceae. The record is from RefSeq and is a predicted model, not a curated record.